AUGAAGUCUCGGCAGCAGCGAUGGGUGGGCGGGAGGUGCCCGGUUCCCGCUGACGCCGCUCUCCCCUCUCUCCGCACAGGGGGGUUUGCGGAGCUGCUGCUGGUGCUGCUGGGGCUGAAGGUGCCCGCUGCCCUGGGCUGCCCCACCGACUGCGUGUGCUACCCCUCCCCGAUGACCGUCAGCUGCCAGGCUCACAACUUCGUCACCAUCCCCGAGGGCAUCCCCGAGGACAGCGAGAGGAUCUUCCUCCAGAACAACCAGAUCACCUUGCUGCUGCGGGGCCACUUCAGCCCUUCCAUGGUCACCCUCUGGAUCUACUCCAACAACAUCACCUUCAUCGACCCCAACACCUUCGAUGGGUUCGUCAACCUGGAGGAGCUGGACCUGGGGGACAACCGCUACUUAAGGGCUUUAGCUGCAGACACGUUCCAAGGGCUGGUGAAACUCCACGCCUUGUAUCUGUACAAGUGCGGGCUGAGCUCCCUCCCCAGCGGGAUUUUCGGUGGCCUCCACAAUCUGCAAUACCUUUACCUGCAAGACAACCACAUCGAGUUCCUUCAGGAUGAUAUUUUUGUUGACUUGGUUAACCUCAGCCAUCUUUUUCUCCAUGGAAACAAGCUCUGGAGCCUCCAUCAGAACACGUUCAGGGGACUAAUAAACCUGGAUCGGCUGCUCAUCCAUCAAAAUCAGCUGCAGUGGAUUCAUAGGCGGGCUUUUCAUGACCUCCGAAGAUUGACCACCCUUUUCCUGUUCAAUAACAGCCUCUCGGAGCUGCAGGGGGACUGCCUGGCCCACCUGGGAGCCCUGGAGUUUCUCAGGCUGAACGGGAACCCAUGGAGCUGCGACUGCAAAGCCCGUUCCCUCUGGGAAUGGCUGCACAGGUUCAGAGGCUCCAGCUCCAGCGUCAUCUGCGAGUCCCCCGAGCAGAUGCACGGCAAGGACCUCAAGGUGCUAAGAGCAGAAGACUUUAGGAACUGUUCAGGGUCCGAGUCGCUCCACCAGAUGAAAACACACACCUCCAAAUCCCACCACCCGCACCACUCCUCCAAGGAGAAGGGGAAGGAGCGAGGGGCUGAGAACAGUUUGCACAGCAGCCAGCCCGCCGGCCCCCCCGGCUCCCGGCCGGGCUACCGCAAACCCGGCAAGAACUGCACCAGCCACAAAAGCCGCAACCGAACCUCCAAACCGGAGUCCCUGGGGCCGCGCAAAAGCGGGCAGGAGGUCCCAGACUAUGUGCCUGAUUAUCAGCACAAGUACAGCUUCGGGGCCGUGCCCACGCUGUCCCCCAAGCGCAAGGGUAAGUGCACCCGGCGGACGCCCAUCCGCCCGCCCAGCGGGGUCCAGCAGGCCGCCGGCUGCCCGGGGCUCAGGGCGUCGCUCCUGGUUUUUAUGGUGGUGCUGGCGGCCGUCAUCCGCUGAGCCCCCCCUCCCUCCGGCCGCGGACGGAGCGGAGCUGUACUGCCACCAAUCUACAAAGGACCAGAGUUUCUUUUCUUCUUCUUUUUUUGUGCGUGGCUCAGCGUUGGCCUGGCGAAGGGAAGAACGUUGUCUCGGCUUCUGAGGGUUUGUCUCCGUGCCCGGCCGGACUGUGCCGAGCGCAGCGGGAGCAGAUUAAAAGGCAUUAUCACACCUUGUCACAAACAGCCUAACCGAGCACCUACAGCAGCAGCAGCAGCAGCAAAGCCAACCUUACAAAAAGCAGAUAACGGGGACGGUAGCCGAUUUGUCGGUGACAGCACCCGGACAAAUGGACUGUAUCCAUGCUCUUGUGAAAUCCCGUUCGUUUGAGAGCGCUCCGAGCGACCCCUCCAAUUACCGAAAGGAACAUAAUUGCUGUAAAAACCAUCACCGAUUAAGCCUACACUGUUUCUCUCUGAAAGUGAGUGCAAGGACACUGAUACCGAUGUAAUAAGGACAUUUGGUUCUCCCACGUUUUAGCCCUUUUGGCUCCAAACCCAGAGGCCAAAGUUGGCUGGGAAUCUCUUAGAAGACAAUCUCAAACCCCUGAAUAUCUCAGGCAUUACA
This is a messenger RNA of Ficedula albicollis (Collared flycatcher), 2025 nucleotides long. RefSeq names its product reticulon 4 receptor like 1 (gene RTN4RL1). Gene Ontology annotation, molecular function: protein binding. Lineage: Eukaryota; Metazoa; Chordata; Aves; Passeriformes; Muscicapidae. Gene Ontology annotation, cellular component: plasma membrane. The record is from RefSeq and is a predicted model, not a curated record. The transcript is spliced from 3 exons. Bases 1 to 1419 code for a protein of 472 amino acids.